CCUUUUGAGCGAAGGAAUCUGCGGCUCUGGGCCGUGAGGAUGAGACGGAAGAGGAGAUGGGCGGCUGAAGCUCGACUAGGGCUCUCCCGGUCUAAGAAUCUAUCAGAGUUUUUUAUUUUAUUCUUUAUUCUUUUAAUUAAUUAAUUAAUGGUUUGAUCCGGUUUUACCCCGGUUCAACAGAUCCAACUGGUCGGUCCGAACCGGAUGUAAAACUAUAUGUUGACUAAUGAUCUGUAUUUUAUCUUCUAUGAACACUCACAUGUCCGGAGGAGCGUGAUCACCUUGUUACGAAUUGAAAACACAUAAUCCCUUAGAAAAAGAGCAUCAAAACUAGUAGCAGGAAAGCUUAGCAAGUUUUGGGACAUCACUGUGUUCGAAUCACCCUACUUUUGCUGCGCUGGCGGCUGUGGUCACAAGAAUAACCAAAGCUAUGAUGGCAGCCAUUCGUAGAUUCAACACAGUGGCAGAACCAACUGCACGCCUAACCAGAUUCUCUCUUCAAGCCCCAAAAUAUGUAGAAGUGGAAUUUGCUAAUGGUAGUGUAUUCAAGUUGUCUGCUGAAUUUCUCAGAAUAAAUAGCCCUGCAGUUGAUGGAAAAAUCAGAUCAAUUGGAGGUGAAAAGGUGAUAUCUGGAAGACGCCAUGUGGGAAUUAUGUCUGCAGAACCAGUAGGAAAUUAUGGGGUAAGGCUCAAUUUUGAUGACUUGCAUAAAACCGGUAUUUAUUCCUGGGAUUAUUUCAAUCAUCUAGGAAGCAACAAGUUUACCCUUAUGAGAAAUUACAUUAAAACACUGAAGAAAUACGGGCUUAGUCGAGAUCCACGAGGAAGAAAAUGAUGCAGAUGUGUUGGAUGUUGUCACUUAACAAACUGACCCUCUGGUAACUUCAUUUGUUGAAACUGAAAAAUUGUAAUAUUGUAGAUUGUGUUGAAUGAAAUUUGAAUAAUUGGCAUCAAUAUAAUAAGUCUACACUUAGAACUUAUAAGAGAAGGAAAAAUAGAAUAGUGUUUUGCAUUCUUUUUGUUAACUGUGUUUCUUCGUUAGCCUGGUAUGAGCAAAAGACCAUCUCAUCAUGUACUAAGGCAGUUCUGUGUUUUUUUUUCUUUAAAGCUCUUGAAUU
Molecule: messenger RNA, 1118 nt
Organism: Cicer arietinum (chickpea)
Lineage: Eukaryota; Viridiplantae; Streptophyta; Magnoliopsida; Fabales; Fabaceae
Source: RefSeq, a predicted model, not a curated record